Selaginella moellendorffii is the source of this 1806-nucleotide messenger RNA. RefSeq names its product pentatricopeptide repeat-containing protein At4g02750. The record is from RefSeq and is a predicted model, not a curated record. The coding region runs from base 1 to 1806 and encodes 601 amino acids. The transcript has a single exon. Gene Ontology annotation, molecular function: protein binding. Lineage: Eukaryota; Viridiplantae; Streptophyta; Lycopodiopsida; Selaginellales; Selaginellaceae.
AUGAGAAGCAGCCCAAUCUUGCGACAGGGAUUGGAGGAAUGCCGCGUCUACUGGGAGAAUCUCCUGCGCGCCUGUGGGGAUAUGGGCGAUCUAGCAGAGGCCCGCCGGCUCCACGCGCGAGUUCUCGCCAGCGACCACUCGCGCAGCCGAUUCAUCGCCAAUCUCGCCGUCCAGAUGUAUGGGAAGUGUGGCAGCGCCCGCGAUGCUCGCCUUGCCUUCGAUGACAUAGAUGCUCCAAACGUUUUCUCGCACAGCAUCAUGAUCAGUGCAUAUGCCCAGAAUGGCCAUUUGGUGGAUGCACAGCGGCAUUUUGAUUCUAUGCUCGAGAGGAAUGAUGUUACUUGGAAUGCGAUGAUCGCUGGAUUCGGGCAGCAUGGAGCUCUUCCGGACGUGUGGAUUUUCUUCUCCCGGAUCCCUGCCAGGAACGCGGUGUCGUGGGUUUCGGCGUUUCAAGCAUAUGCCCAAAAAGGGCAUUUGCGCGAGGCGAAGAGCUUGUUUGAUCAGAUGCCCGAGCUGAGUGUGAUCUCGUGGAGCGCCAUGCUGACGGCCUAUGCCGACUAUGGGGACAUCCAAGACGCGAUCGCGUUGUUUGAGAGGAUGCCGGAGUGGAGUAUCGUGAGUUGGAACGCGAUGUUUCGAGCCUACGCAUGGAACUCGCGGCUCCGGGAAGCCGAGGAGAUGUUUCACCAGAUGCCCGAGUGGAGUGUGGUAUCGUGGACGACUUUGCUUCGAGCGUAUGCUCGGCACGGCCAGCUACACCGGGCGAAGGUUGUGUUUGAUGCCAUUGCCGAAAGGGACGCUAUUGCGUGGGUGGCGAUGAUCUCGGGCUAUGGCCAGGAGGGCUGCGUCCUAGAGGCUUUUGCGAUGUUUUCAAGAAUGCCCAAGUGGAACGCGGUGGCCGUGAAUGCGAUGGCUACUGCAUAUGCUGAGACGGGGUAUUUGCUGCAGGCGGAGGAGCUGCUCAGGUCUGUGCCUGAUCCGAAUUCCGUUUCAUGGACGCCGCUGGUCACCGCACUCGGAAUCCGAGGUGAAGCUGAAAAGUCCAAAGAGAUUUACGACGCUAUGCCGCGGCACGACGUCGUGUCCAAAACCGCUAUGCUUACCGUGUUUGCACAAAACCGGCAUAUUGACAAUGCCGACCACCUGUUUCGAGAGAUGGAUGUGAGGGAUUCGAGCUCUUGGUCAGCUAUUCUUGCGGGUUUCGUUCACAACUUAGGUCUUCCUGAAGCGAGAGAUGUUUUUGGAAAGAUGCCUUCGUGGGAUCUCGUCGCUUGGACGCUUUUACUGACAGCAAAUGCCCAUUGCGGGGAAUUGCAAGCUGCUCAAGAGGUGUUCGACCUCAUGCCAGACCGAGACAUUCUGGCUUGGAACGCGAUGCUGGCAGCGCUUGCGCAACAAGACCAUGGCGAAUCCUUCCGCGCUCUCGAGCUUAUGUGCCUUGACGGGGUCAAUCCAAACGAAUUCUCCUUCUUGAAUGUGCUGCUCGCUUGCAGCCACAUUGGCGUGCUCGUUGCCGCUCGAUACUACUUCCUGGCGAUGGCGGCGGACCACUGCCUUGCUCCGCUCAAAGCCCACUAUUUGUUUGUGGCUGACUUGCUUGGAAGAUCGGGACUCCUGUACGAGUCCGAGGAGCUUAUCCAUUCCAUGCCAUUUGCUGCAGACGAUGUGGCCUGGGGGAGCCUCCUUGGAUCUUGUAACGUUCACUUGGACGAGAAAAGAGCUGCACGGGCUGCUGAGAAGAUAGUGAAGCUUAAUCCAGACAUUUCUUCUCCAUAUGUGCUUCUCUCCAAUAUUUGUAUGAACUGA